CCAUCUUUGCUUGGCACUGACUCCUGCCACCCCUCGCCAUCCUCGCAGCCUGGCCCCCAUGCAUCUUCAGCAAAGCUUCGCAGGAGAUGCAAGGAGAGCGCUCGAACAAAGUCCUUAGGUUGUGAGGCGCCCCAAGAGAGCGCUCCAAAGCACGGCGAGUCGGAGCCGGACUCUGACAGAAAGGGGCGAGUUUGCUCCGCCGAGCAAGACGUGGCUUUCGGCUAUAAGCAAAAAGCCGGCAAAGGCGGAACGCUGUUUUCCUUCUCCUUGCAACUUCCAGAGUCAUUUCCUUCCCUCCUGGAUGACGACGGCUACCUGUCGCUCCCUAACCUCUCCGAAACCAACCUCCUGCCUGCCAGCGUGCAGCACUACCUUCCCAUCCGCUCCCCCUCCCUGGUGCCUUGCUUCCUCUUCAUUUUUUUCUUUCUGCUCUCUGCCUCUUUCUCAGUGCCAUACGCCCUCACUCUCUCCUUUCCUCUGGCUAUGUGCCUCUGCUACCUGGAGCCCAAGGCGGCCUCCUUGAGUGCCUCACUUGCCAAUGACCUGAGUGACAGUUCAGAGGAAGAGACUGACAGUGAGCAGACGGAUACUGCAGCUGAUGGUGAGACCACUGCCACCGAGGUUUGUACAGUUGCCGGCACCCAGUUAUGGCAGGGGAGAGCGCUUGGCCUCAUCUCUUCCCGACCCCGGCUGCCAAACCGCAUGUCCCCUGCGGCGGUGCAGGAUCCCUCCCUGCGCGUGUGUGCAUGCACGUGCGCGCGAGUGCGAGAGCUUUGCGCGGCCGGUUGGUUUUUCGGUGCUCCCUACGGGUUCCUCCUGUUUCUGUGUUUGGUUUGGAACCUGCGAGGGCUCUGCGCUGUGCAG
This is a messenger RNA of Fulmarus glacialis (Northern fulmar), 864 nucleotides long. Its product is annotated as band 4.1-like protein 3. The annotation marks the transcript as partial. Lineage: Eukaryota; Metazoa; Chordata; Aves; Procellariiformes; Procellariidae. The record is from RefSeq and is a predicted model, not a curated record. The transcript is spliced from 2 exons.